Rotaria sp. Silwood2 is the source of this 489-nucleotide messenger RNA. The record is from the annotation of a GenBank genome assembly. Lineage: Eukaryota; Metazoa; Rotifera; Eurotatoria; Philodinida; Philodinidae.
AUGGGUACUCUAUUUUCACAAGGAAAUUUUUAUGGCAAUUCUGCUUUAUCACCAGAAGCUGAAGAAUCAUUAAAUCAAAUUUUAAGUGCAUUUAAUAACGAAUUCCUUGUACAAUCACGACAUAAUCAUAAUCAUAAUCAUCAACCUUCACAAAUAUUCGAUUCAUCAAAUACACAAAAAAAAGAAUUAGUAAAUAAUUUACACCAAGAACAUCAUCGAUCACGAUCAUUAGAUCAAAAUCAUUCCCAAGAACAUCAACAUAUAAGCCAAACAAAAUCUUCUAUUAUUAAACGUCGAUGGCAAUGUCAAUUAUGUCAUACAAUAAAUGGAAAUGAUGUACAAUUAUGUAUAGAAUGUGGUUCAAAUAAAAUAAAUGUUUAUAUUCCUUCUAUAAAUAAUNACUAUAUGUGUUACUCAAAGUGGCACAAGCUCGACUCCUAUGAGAUCUAUUUCUACGGAAAUCCAACUCUAUCAAUAGCGCGAUUUUAG